AUGAUCCCACUGAAACCAAAAGUAAAAACGAAAGGUUUGAUGAAAAGUGUCCCUACUGGGGUUUUGGCACCCAAGAGUUUGGCAACGAAACCUAUAAAACACCAAAAGUCUAUGUUCCCGUCAACAUCAUCAUCAUCAAUUCCAAUUGGAGGGAUCAGCGGCGGACCUAGUACGGUUGCUGGGAUUCGUCCUCCUUUGGAUGAAUCAUGGCGGGAGUUUUGCGAGAUGACCACCGUGGAUUUUGCCACUUAUGCAACAUCAAUACAAGAAGCAAUUGAUCAAGGGAAGUUUAAUAAGUUGGCUCGUUUGCUUGCGGCCGCCUUUCGUACUUUCAUUGACAAAAAAACCGAUUCGCCCAAGUUUUUCAUUGAAUAUCAACUACUCACAGUUGCGGCAAUUACAAUCAAGGAGCACAAUGAGAAGUUACAACACGUAGCACUUCAAAAAUGUCUUUUAAACCUCAUGUGUCGUAUGAAACCUAUGAAUCCCGAACGGCAAGGAUUAAUCGCUGCGAUGACUGUGACACUAGCAAGCGGUCAAACCACUUGGGAUCCGUACUAUAUCACAGCUUUUCUGCAUGAUGCUCUUGGGGACCGAACUUGGAUUAAUAAGCCAAACUCGUCAUUCAUCUCGACACAAAUCAUCAAGUCAUUGGGUACUGUUUACCCCACAAAAGACAUGUUUGCUUCUUGUAAUCUAGAAAUCGAUGUUGAUUUCAUGCCGGAAGGUCUUUCCCAUGCCACUGAUCGAUUCCCUUCUCCACAAGCAAAGGAAGAAAUAGCCAUGCUCGCUCUUAACGCACUUUCACCCUGGUGGGAAAUGCGAGCGGACACGACGCCCGUGUUGUUCCUACGAGCUUUGGCACCUUUGAUGGCACUACCUGAUGUUAGAUUCAAUGUAGUGAAAAGAAUAGACGGAUGGCUGCAGCACGUCAAACUCCAACGUUUAGCCAUGCAGCUUUUGAUCCUUGUCGGACUAAACUACGGAAAUGCAUCGGAUUCGCAGCAAGAAAAGUCGAUCUUGGCUCGGCUGCUUCAAAUGAGGAUGCUGAAAAAUAAGAAUGUCACAUCCGUAUUCACCGUAGCCCUACGUGAAAUGCUGGUGCGGAAGGAUGACUGCAACAUGCGUACAACUAUUCAAUUAUUGUUGGAGAACGAAUUUGGACAUGUAAUGUCUAGACAUCCUCAUAAUGUAUCCAUACUGAUCAGUUUGUUCAGCUUUGACAGGACUAGAGCCGCCGAGAUUCUUGGCGAGGAGGUAUCUGAGAUGAUAAUGGCGCGUGAAGAGUACUGUAAACCAGUUCGACUACUCCUGAGAGAAGUGAUUCGAUUCUUCCAUCGCAAUGAGUUCCCUUUCUACACAUUAGCAAAUAGCUACCUUUCCACUAUUGUUGAAGAGGUGGCAAAAAGUGAACAUGGAAUCCAGGAUCAUGUUUUCCGAUGCGCUUCCGAGCUUCUCAGUGCAGUAACGCUUAUGUCUAUUAGCGCUUCUGUAAGAGAGGCAUUCAACGCACGUCGCUCAGGAACGAACUACACUCCAGAUCUCGUUGUUGUCCAUGAUCGGUUUGAGGCCGCUUUCUCAGAGUACUUGGAGGGAGUCUUGAGAUGGCUGCAGGGACAAGGCGUUCGACAUAUAUUCCCUACUGCUAGAGAGUACCUCCAAGCUUACCACAAACUUCUAUUCAUGGAACGGGCAGAGGUGUAUUGUGGGUUAGAACAAGGACCUACGGAAGCAGAAUAUGCCACGUGUUUUAAGAUUAUAUGCGAGUGCCGAUUGAAAGAGUCCGUUCUUAGAUUGAUUAUCGGCGAUCAUUUUACAAGUCUGGACAACCAAGAAGCGAUACGGAUCAUAGAAGGCUUGACAAAAAGAGCUGUUGAAAAUAGACUGGCUGCAGAUGCCCACUUACCACUUGUCAUCCUAACAAAUCCUGUCCACCUCAUUGACAGGUUGUUUCAGCUUAGCGCUUAUCGAUCACCUGGUAUAACUAUGCCUGAUGAACACAACCAGUUUGCGUUUAAGAAGUAUUACUGGAAAGCUUGGUAUAUUGUUAUGAUGUGGACAUGCGCUGGAAAAGUCUGCGAUGAAAUGGAAAAGAUUUAUGCUACUUAUCCCCAACUGCGGUUAUUUAUCCAUAUGGUUUUGGUGAAAUCCUUCCGUUUUCCACUAGAAUUCGAAGGAAAAACAGCAGAGGAAUGGGAUGCGGUCGAGUCAGAUGUUGCGGAGAAGGAAAAGGAGGCGAUUUUUUCCAUGGAAUCUUUUCUUUCUAAGCUAUCUGUGAAUGAGGAGAGUUCCAAACUAAUAGGAUUACUCUGCUACAAUCAGCCGAAAGGAAUGCCACGGCGGCCUCCUGAAAAUGUUAUUCGAAAACUGGAAGCUCUAGCAGUAGAAUGUGGUAUGGCAUCACGCUUGUGCGAAUGUCGCCAACCGGACAUGGUUGAUCAACUGAUCAGAAAUGUGGGGCCAUCGAAAGCGAUGCCAGCGAUACAAGAACUUUUUGCUACAAAUUCGUCUGCUAUCGAAGCGAUGCCAGCGUCAACCCUCUGCCAAUUUUUACAAUAUGAUCUACAACGUCGUAAAGCUACCAAAACAGACGAAGGUAGUGCCGUACACACGGAUCAGGAUGAAGCGAUGGAAUUAGAUCAAGGAGUGGAAGGAGUAUGGAUGAAAGGCUUAAGACAAGCCCCGUUCUUCCCGAAAAUCGCUUCGUGCACGGUGAUCCAGCUAGCUAGAGCUGCCUUAGACUCGGAUGGUGCUCAGCUCGAUUGUUUACUGUCGGCCAUCAGAGAUCAAAUUGAUAAGGAGAAUAUGCAUCAGCUAUCUAUACUGCUCGCUUCGUUAGUGGAGAAGUUCGGUAAGAUAUCAGCCGAGAAGGCACUACCGCUUCUAGAGGUUUUCUUGCGAUACGUGGAUGUCUGUGCAAGUGCUCCCGAUGCAUGGCCAGCUGAUGGAUUUCCAAAUCAAUCUAAUCGCAAACCCGUAGUUAAAUAUGUGGUAGAAAUGGGGAAGAAAAAGCAUGUAAUGAUGACAGCUGAUGCAGUGGAAGCCCUGCUUCGACUAUUGUGCUACACGUCAAACUACCAGAAUGAAGCCUAUAAAAGGCUCGCUGAGAUCUGGCUACCCGAGAAAGGAUCCAUGCCUAAAGUGACAUGUAAUGGCGAGCCUGUUGACUUGCUGACUCCCAAACUAAGGGCGUUUAUGCUCGAAUUCGACAAUGAGAAGAUUGUGAAGAUAGCUAUGCGAGGUUUGGACCCUCCUCUUGCUCUAAAAGUUGCAUGUGAGAUGAGCGCUAUGAGACCUGAACAUGCGUCUCGACUUUUGGAAAUAGCCUGUGGAGGUAGACAAUUGACAAAAAAUGACGUCAUUUCGCUAGAUAAGACGGCACGACUAAUGUUGAACAUCCAUAACAUUCACGGAAUCAAACAUGCAGCACAGGUUCUUUCGCUUAUGGAUGAAAUCCAAAAGUGUGGUGAUGAAAAAAUGGAAAUUAGUGUGUUCCAAGCUUAUCCAGUAAAGCCAGCUGCGAUCAUUGAACCUCCACCCACGAAACCAAUGAACAGAGCUGAAAUGGUGCAACAUUUAAAAGCAGCUACGGUACCUGGAGCACCGUUCGUCUUAAGUUGGGAUAUUUGGCGCGAUACACAAAGAGCAGAAGAUGUUGCGAUGGCGGUAGUGGAACACCUUGAGGGGAAUUUGAAAUUCUUCCUUGGCGAUCGCGAAGCAUUCAAUUUGAUAUUUGCUGUUUUAGGCCCGUGCGCAAAGAAAUUUCCGUCCGUGAAGAGUCGGCUAUCGACGUUUUCUGCUAAAGUGCUUAAGAGUGCCGCUACUUCACCAGCGAUUGAAGGACAUUUAAGACAGUAUGUACCGAAUGCACCUGCACCUAUCACUCCGACAAAGAAGGAACUUACUGAGGAAGAGAUAUUGGAAGCGCUUUACACGAAGAACAUUCCUUCUGGAUACAGUCGUGCGCUUCUAAUCAAUAAAUUUCUACAACGACGUAUGGAGAUAUUCACAAGAGUCACUGAGCCAGCAGAGUUAGAUUCGCAGAUGUUGGCAAUUUUUGGUGGUCCAGGUAUUGAGGAGUUAGUUGCCCAAAUGCCCCAACGCACUCCAUUGGAAACAAUCGAAAUGGUGUUUUUCAAGCUACUAUCAUCGUUUGAUUCGAAGUACAACCCACAUACAGUAUGUAUGUUUUUCUCAUUGAAUGCGAUUCGUGAAUUUAGUCGAGUGUGGAGCGCCCAACAGUGGGCGGUUCUUGCUCGAUAUGUGGUCGAGAUGGCCAUGCGAGAACCGCAACAGAUGAAAAUGGCUGUAGAUUUGAUCGAGCAUUUGGUGGACCUUACUAGUGUUGAAGUAGCUGUACCAAUAGCGGAAGUAAUCGUUACUCUAGCUCGGUCCGAUCUUCCUGUGGAACAGCGAAAACAGGCUCAAAAUCUUCUGGAUGAAAUACAAAACAAAUAUCCUUGUCUGUUCGUGGAUAAGCUGGCGAAUCGAGCUAGUAUUCAAGGUAUUCGUUGGCGACAGCGCGAUACAGAUGGUUUGGUGACGACGCUAGUAGCGCAAGCAGUGGAUCCAACGUUGACAGAUUCGUUUGGUGCCGUAAGGACGCUGACGCAGCUAGUGGAAACUUACCCAAGAGUUAUGAUUAGAAAUUACGGAACAAUGGCGCAACAGAUCCCACUACUGACGAGAAUGCCUGCGGCAUUGAGGAAGGAGGUGAUGCCAUUCGUCAUGUUUGUACUCGAUGCCACUCUGAAAUUAUUGUCAUCGAUGCGCGAACCUUCCUACUGUUACACCCUUGGCGAUGCUGUUCAUGCCUUUUUGUCAUUCUUUGAGACUAUUUCAAACUCCGAAGCAGCUGCACAUUUCGGUGAGAUAAUGCUUUCAUUGUGUUUGCGAUUCUUCAGCGCUCACACGGAAACGGCACGAGAAGUGUUUAACGAUCGAUCGGACACGUUAGAAUCCAUGCUUCAGAAGAUCUCACCCAACAAUCCGAAUGCGAAAAUGUUGCAGGACAUGCUCAAGGAGGUGGAGGUUGAGGUUUCAUAA
Molecule: messenger RNA, 5046 nt
Organism: Necator americanus (New World hookworm)
Lineage: Eukaryota; Metazoa; Nematoda; Chromadorea; Rhabditida; Ancylostomatidae
Exons: 40
Coding region: 1-5046 (1681 amino acids)
Biological process (GO): U2 snRNA 3'-end processing
Cellular component (GO): integrator complex
Source: RefSeq, a predicted model, not a curated record